AAAGACCUGCGUAGUUUAACCGUUGCCACCGGUAGAAUACCUAUGAAUAAUUGCACUCAUUUCAAAUUCUGCAUGGAUUUUUAAAAAUUUGAAAGAAAUGUAUGAUGAUAGUAAUAAUACAAUCAAAGAUGCUUUUCAAGAACCUCGUAAAAAAUUUUGGCUGCGUUCUAGAAAACGUCCAAAAAGUGAUGCCAUUAGUAUUAGUUCAAUGGACAUAUCUAUUGAAUCAGAGAUGGGAAAAAAGAAAAAACGAAGAAGAAUCACAGAAGUAGCUAGCAGUAUUUUUUCUUCUUCUGCCAUUAGUACGAAACAAGGAAAUACUCUCCACAGGUCUUUUACUAUUCAACCAAGCACAACAGAUUUAACUUUUGGAGAAAAUGAAGCAGACACAGGAACAUUGAAGAAAAAGAAAAAAGAGAAUAUUGAAUGCACUAACAGUUUUACUCUUAAGAGUUGGGUACUUGAUAUAGCUAAAACAAGUACCAAAGACAAAUCUAAUUACUCUUUAAGUAGAAAAGAAGUUAAAAGACAAGAAGCUAUAUAUGAAUUGUAUUGUGGAGAAAAUGUAUUCAUAAAUGAUUUAUGCAUUCUCAGAGAUUAUUAUUAUGAACCAUUGAUAUCUACUGGUAUUUUCACUUCUGAUGAGUUAGUGACACUUUUUGGUAAUAUAACACAACUUAUUGAAAUACAUAGCAGAUUAAGGGAUAAAUUGAUUGAUCUAAGAGAUCAGUGUGGAUAUACAGAUAGUGUUGGACCCACAUUAUUAAAUUGGAUUCCAACAUUAAUAAAACCAUACUUAGAAAGAUCUAGAACACAGAUAUGGGCCAAACAAUUAUUGGAUGAAAAACGGUUGACAAAUAAAAGGUUUCAAUCAUUUUUAAAGAAACGUUUAGAAUCUUCUCAUUCAGUUGAUUUAUGGACUUAUAUAGAUGUGCCAAGAUCAAGAAUUGUUAAAUAUCCUUUAUUGGUUAAGGAAAUACUCAGGCAUACUGCUACAACACAUGUAGAUCAAUCAUCCUUAAAAGAAGCAUAUGACAUGUUAUCCAAUUUACUUAAAGAUAUAGAUAAAGCUAUGGGAAAUGCUGAAUGUAAAUUAGCUCAAUCAAAAAUUAAUGUAAAAUUGGACUAUGAUCCUAAUAAGUGCAUCGAAAAUGCAACACAGCUAAUUACUGAAGGGCAGCUUAAAGAUACAAAGGGAAUGAAAUAUCAGUGCUUCCUUUUUGAUACUGGCUUUGCUAUAACUCGUGGUACAAGAUCUCUAAAUAAAAAGUAUAAUUUAUCUUUUCCUGUAAUACCUAAAGAAAAAAUUUGUAUAAGUACAGAUGAAAAAUCUAUCGCGAAUUUUGGAUUUAAAAUUGGUGAUCAUAUCCUAACAACAGAAGAUGAACAUGGAAGAAGACAUUGGAUUGAUUCCUUUAAUAAAGUUAAUUAUAAUAGUAUUAAUUUGUUAGAAAAUCUAAUUGAUACUAAUGAAAAAGAAAAUGUACAAAUUUUGACACCAACAAAAACGAACCAAUCUACUGGAUUAUCAAUUAAUAAGAUAAGUGAAAGUCAUUUUUCUUUAACUUUAAAGAGAAGUUUUUUGAAACAAAAACGUAACAGUAUUGGUUAUAUUUAAUAUUAAUAACUUUACAUUCUAUUUUAGAAUAUUUUUUAUGUUCUUGUAAUCUGCUCAGUUGUAA
Megachile rotundata (alfalfa leafcutting bee) is the source of this 1682-nucleotide messenger RNA. Its product is annotated as neuroepithelial cell-transforming gene 1 protein. Gene Ontology annotation, molecular function: guanyl-nucleotide exchange factor activity. The record is from RefSeq and is a predicted model, not a curated record. NCBI's taxonomy places the organism in Eukaryota, Metazoa, Arthropoda, Insecta, Hymenoptera, Megachilidae. Gene Ontology annotation, biological process: positive regulation of Rho protein signal transduction; intracellular signal transduction.